Molecule: messenger RNA, 1079 nt
Organism: Leptomonas pyrrhocoris
Lineage: Eukaryota; Euglenozoa; Kinetoplastea; Trypanosomatida; Trypanosomatidae
Product: putative mitochondrial voltage-dependent anion-selective channel
Exons: 1
Coding region: 204-1079 (291 amino acids)
Biological process (GO): monoatomic anion transmembrane transport
Cellular component (GO): mitochondrial outer membrane
Molecular function (GO): voltage-gated monoatomic anion channel activity
Source: RefSeq, a predicted model, not a curated record
GAUUUCAAACGCUCUUCUCCAUCAUCAUUUUCACACUCAAAGGAAAAAAAAGCAAUUAACCCUGUGUCGCUAACACCAACAGUCACACACAGACACACACACGCUCGCCUACACACACAUAUCUAUUCUACUUCUUUCUUCUCUAAAAGGAGAUCUUCCUCUUCAAAAACAAACAGCACCCUUCACCUUCUCCAGCUCGAACCAUGUCGCGCCCCGCCCACACCGCGCCGGCUGCGGCCAAGCAGUACUCCACGCCGUCCCUCUUCAAGGACUACAACAAGGCCACCAAGGACAUGCUCACGAAGAACUACCCGGCGCCGGGGAACUGGACGGUGGAGUGCAAGUACAAGGGGCCCAAGGACACCUUCUUCGUGAACCCGCAGGUCAGCAAUGAGGGCAAGAUCACGACGGACAUCGAGUACGUCGCGGAGUGCAACGGCGGGGUCAAGAUCAGCCUCACCCCCGACAUCGCGCGCGAGAUCAAAGGGACGGCGCACUACACGCUGAACGGGCACAAGGUCGAGGUCGCGCUGCAGCGCAACGGGGACAGCCUUCGCUACGAGGUCAGCCACGAGACCUGCGUCGCCCUGUCGAAGCUCGCGAGCAUCAAUGAAAAGAUUACGCCGGAGCAGGUGGAGCUGGGCAUGGGCAUCGACGUCGCGCCGAACUGCCAGGUCGGCUGCGGCGCGGUGUACGACCGCAAGGCGAACGAUUGCAGCUGGAACGUCGGCUGCCGCUGGGCGGAGAAGGGGUACGAGGUGGCGAUCCGCACGAACCGCUUCCGCACCUACCAGUCCAGCGCCAGCCUGCCUGUGAACUUCACCUUCCGCGGCAACCCGUGCACGGUGCGCGGUGCGGUGGAGGUGGAGUGCGGGCACGGUCGCGGGGACAAGGGCACAGGUGUGACCUUCGGCGUGGAGGCGACGUGCCCGGUGCUGCCGGCCAACACGAUUAAGGCGCGUGUGAACCGCAACAAGGAAUGGGCCGUCGCCUACAUCGCCAAGAUGGCGGACAACUGGACCGUGUCGGUGUCGAUGGACAAGAAUCUGAAGCCGGGCGUGCUGCUGACCCACUCGUAA